Molecule: messenger RNA, 933 nt
Organism: Ceratosolen solmsi marchali
Lineage: Eukaryota; Metazoa; Arthropoda; Insecta; Hymenoptera; Agaonidae
Source: RefSeq, a predicted model, not a curated record
AUGAAUGAAUAAUUUAUUAAAGAAGAGAUUAUAAUUUCGGAUGAUUCAGAUUCUGACGAAUGCUUAAGUUCAAUCACUCUCGAUUGUCUCCGCUGCAAUAAAACCGAAACAUUAUUUAGUACCACAAUAAAAACGACCUGUAAAGAAUGUAAAAUAAAUAUGUCAUAGGUAUGCGACAAAUGUACUCUUGGAUAUGAAUAAUUGCCUGCAUUGUAUAGACACUUAAAAGUACAAUGUCGAUCCUCGUUACCCAAUGGACAAGCACUGAGUAAGAAAUUCUUUUACAUAAAAGAAUAUGUCUUUGCAUUCUUGGCGAACGAUGGGAGCAAUCGUAAUCGUAAACUUGUCAAAUUAUGGCAAACAAGGAAAUGCAAAAUGUGUCGUAAACGUAAGAUGAAGAUGUGCUUCGAGUGCGCCAUAUGUGGCAGGAAGAGUUACACUUGGUACUCGAGUCUCUAUGUGCACGGAAAGCUCCGCUGUCAAUCACCGUUAAAGACACGAUACAGCAGCGACUGUAAUUUUAAGUGCACGAGUCAGUGCGUCCUGGGGAGACACGGGAAACAGCAUAUCUUUGAGUUGAGCCGUAUCUGUGAAGACCCACGUCUUCAACAUUAUCGUGGUAUAAGCUUUUAUUAUUGCAAGUUUUGCACCUACAAGUACAAAUGCCAAGAUAAUGUCAAGAAGCACCUACUGUCCUGCCACAAGGAUGCUGUGCGAGUCGAAAGCAUUGACAAUAUCAUUGGAGGAGAGUCAUGCGGUAAGGAGUCGCAAUAUGAGUGGAAUAUUCGUUACUUCAGGACUUUAAGAUAUCUUACGUGCCAUAUGCGCAAGCUGCAUAACGAGAAUCGACGUUCUUGCGUUUGCUCCGUCAGCGGAAUCGAAUACAAAACUAAGAAGACUCUUCAGAGGCAUACGUUACUUGUCUGUAAAUGA